This is a messenger RNA of Closterium sp. Naga37s-1, 1583 nucleotides long. Lineage: Eukaryota; Viridiplantae; Streptophyta; Zygnematophyceae; Desmidiales; Closteriaceae. The record is from the annotation of a GenBank genome assembly.
AUGGGGACCGAGCGCAAGCGUAAGAUCAGCCUCUUUGACGUUCCGCCGGAGACUAGCCGUCAGAAGGUGGACGGAUUAGCGGACGCGACGGCGGCGGCGGCUGUAAUCGCCGCUGCAACGGCGGAGGUGAACCCGUAUAACGGCCGGCCGUACACACAGCGGUAUUUCGACAUUCUCGAGAAGCGGAAGACACUGCCGGUGUGGCAGCAGAAGCAGGAGUUAGUGGAGCUGCUGAAGAAAGAGCAGGUUAUCCUGCUCGUGGGAGAGACGGGUAGCGGGAAGUCUACUCAGAUCCCGCAAUUCGUGGUGGAGUGUCUGAACGCGACGCCCAAGAAGCAGGUGGCGUGCACGCAGCCGCGGCGGGUGGCGGCGGUGUCGGUGGCGCGGCGAGUGGCGGACGAGAUGGACGUGACCAUCGGCGAGGAGGUGGGCUACUCCAUCCGAUUCGAGGACUGCAGCGGGCCCAACACCCGCCUUAAGCUUUUGAGGGAGGCCAUGGCAGACCCCCUGCUGGAGCGGUACAAGGCAAUCAUUCUGGACGAGGUGCAUGAGCGCACGCUAGCAACGGACGUGCUGCUUGGGCUGCUCAAGGCCGUGCUGGAGCACCGGAGGGACCUCAAGCUCGUGGUGAUGAGCGCCACUCUCGAGGCCGACAAGUUCCAAGGCUACUUCCACGGUUCACCCCUCAUGAAGGUCCCCGGCAGGCUGCACCCCGUCGAGAUCUUCUACACGCAGGUGGGCUGGGGAGGGGAGGGGGGAGGAGGUGCGAGAGGGAGGGGUGCGUAUGGGGAGAGAUGUGGUGAAAUCCCCCUCAUCCCACUCACUGAUUCGUUCCAACUCACACUCCGCUCCUCUCUCACCCGCUCCCUCCCCUCCCCUAUCCCUUCACAGGAGCCGGAGCGGGACUAUCUGGAGGCGGCCAUUCGCACGGUGCUGCAGAUUCACAUGUGUGAGCCGCCGGGGGACAUUCUCGUGUUCCUCACGGGGGAGGAGGAGAUCGAGGACGCGUGCAAGGAGAUAUCCCGUGAGAUUCGAAAUAUGGGGGACCACGCUGGCCCGGUGAAUGUCGUCCCGCUCUACUCCACUCUGCCGCCCGCCAUGCAGCAGAAAAUCUUCGACGCCGGCCCGCCGUUUGUGAAAGAGGGCGGCCCACCUGGGCGGAAAGUCGUGGUUUCAACAGACGUGAGGCAGGCGGACGAGGCCAAGGCGCGCUUCUCCCAUGAGGAGGGCGACCACCUCACGCUGCUCAACAAUAAUUUCUUGCACGAGUGGGUAUUGAGAAUGGCGGACAACGUGCGGAAGCAGCUGGUGUGCAUCAUGCUGAGCUACGGGCUCCACAUUUGCUCCACAGAGUUUGCUUGUGCCUACUACCCCAACAUCCGCAAGGCGCUGCUCGCUGGAUUCUUCAUGCAGGUGGCACAUUUGGAGAGUGGGGGUCACUAUAUGACAGUCAAAGAGAAUCAGAUCGUGCACCUACACCCAUCCACGGGGCUGUCCCACAAGCCAGAGUGGGUGAUCUACAACGAGUGUGUGCUCACCGCCCGGAACUUCAUCCGCGUUGUCACUGUCGUCAAGGCCGACUG